AUGAAACAUGUUAAAACAAUUGCGAGAUUAAAAGAAUUUUCGAUCUCUACUUUAGGGAUUCGAUUUUUUUUUUCAGCACCAUUACUGCACGAUGUGGAAUUGAAUCUGAGUGUCAAAUGGGUACAGAAUGGGGUCACUGUUGCUGGAGGAAAUGGAUGCGGUAGAGAAAUAAAUCAACUUAACUAUCCAUAUGGUUUAUGUGUUGAUGAUGAUAAAACCAUCUACAUUGCUGACCGAUCGAAUCAUCGCAUUGUCGAAUGGAAAUGUGGUACGACGACUGGUCGGGUUGUAGCCGGCGGAAAUGGACAAGGAAAUCGUUCUGACCAGUUGAGUGAUCCAACAGAUGUGAUUAUUGAUAGAGAACGAGAUAGCCUCAUUAUUUGUGAUUCUAAUAACAAGAGAAUAGUUCAAUGGCCUCGUCAAAAUGGUACAAAUGGAGAAACGAUCAUCUCAAAUGUUGAAUGCUUGAGUUUGACAAUGGACGAUAAUGGAUUUCUCUAUAUUGUUGAUUAUGAUAAACAUGAAGUCAGACGGUAUCAAAUGGGAGAAAAUCAAGGAAAAGUGGUUGCGGGUGGAAAUGGGCAAGGAGAUCGUCUCGAUCAGUUGUCUAAUCCAACAAACGUAUUCGUCGAUCGAGAUCAUUCAGUUUACGUAUCGGAUUACAAUAAUAAACGUGUGAUGAAGUGGAUGGAAGGUGCCAAACAUGGUAUUGUUGUGGCUGGUGGUCAAGAUCAAAAAAAUAGUUAUACACAUUUAUCAAAUCCCUUAGGCGUUGUUGUAGAUCACUCAGGUACUAUCUAUGUGGCUGACAAUAGGAAUCAUCGAAUAAUACUUUUGUCUCAAGGAGGCACACACGCAAGUGUUAUUCUUGGUGGAAAUAAUGAAGGAAGUCAAUCAAAUCAACUAUCUUAUCCCAUCAGUUUAUCAUUUGAUCGAGAGGGAAACCUCUAUGUGAGUGAUAAUGGAAAUAAUCGAGUACAAAAAUUUGACAUCGAUCGAAGUUGA
Rotaria sp. Silwood2 is the source of this 1005-nucleotide messenger RNA. The record is from the annotation of a GenBank genome assembly. Lineage: Eukaryota; Metazoa; Rotifera; Eurotatoria; Philodinida; Philodinidae.